This is a messenger RNA of Gavia stellata (red-throated loon), 981 nucleotides long. RefSeq names its product splicing factor C9orf78 homolog. The transcript is spliced from 8 exons. Gene Ontology annotation, biological process: mRNA splicing, via spliceosome. Gene Ontology annotation, cellular component: spliceosomal complex. Bases 1 to 981 code for a protein of 326 amino acids. Lineage: Eukaryota; Metazoa; Chordata; Aves; Gaviiformes; Gaviidae. The record is from RefSeq and is a predicted model, not a curated record.
AUGGAACUGAGUGGGCUGAGCAUUAAUGAAGAGGACCAUCUAAACCUGGGACCUUCCAUCUCAGCUGAAACCAACAGGCGGGAUGAAGGUGCUGACAUGAUGAAGAACAUGGAGACUGACCCGAAGAAGAGAAAGGGAACUGUGGAGAGUGAGGAACAGCAGAUGAAACUGGAGAAUGACAAGGAGAGUCUGUAUGAGUUGCCAGAGAGCGUCCGUGCCUCCUCUGCCAACAAGACCCAGGAGAUGCUCUCCAUCCAGAUGCUGAGCGGCAUUCCUGAAGCGGACCUCGGAACUGACGCAAACAUAAAAAACACCACCACAGCUGAAGAGGCCAAGGCCAAGGUGCUGGCAGAGGAGGAGAACAAAAAGAAAGACAGCAAAACUUCCUUUGUUAUCACCAACACGGCUGUUAACUAUGUCCAGCCCAACAGAUGGUCUCCUCCAAAUCGCAAGCGACCAGCCAAUGAAAGAGCAGGAGAUGAUUAUUAUUAUGACAAGAAAGUCAAGAAGAUGAAGGGACAGGAAAUAAUGCUGCCUCCUCUUCCUUUAGAACGGUCACCAGCAAAUCGCAAACGCCCACUCAAUGAAGAAACAGCAGAUGAUUAUAACAAACUCAAGAAGAUAUGGCCAUUGUUGAAGAGCGCAAACAUAAAAAACACCACCUCAACUGAAGAGGCCAAGGCCAAGGUGCUGGCAGAGGACGAGAACAAAAAGAAAGACAGGAAAACUUCCUUUGUUCCCACCAACAUGGCUGUUAACUAUGUCCAGCCCAACAGAUGGUCUCCUCCAAAUCGCAAACGUCCAGCCAAUGAAAGAGCAGGAGAUGAUUAUUAUUACAAGAAAUUCAAGAAGAUGAAGGCACUGGAAAUAAGACGGCCUCCUCUUCCUUUAGAAGGGUCACCAGCAAAUCGCAAACGCCCGCUCAGCGAAAAAACAGAAGAUGAUUAUGACAAACUCAAGAAGAUUUGUAGGCAAUACUGA